Messenger RNA from Danio aesculapii, 3913 nucleotides. RefSeq names its product toll-like receptor 3 (gene tlr3). Lineage: Eukaryota; Metazoa; Chordata; Actinopteri; Cypriniformes; Danionidae. The transcript is spliced from 6 exons. Bases 285 to 2996 code for a protein of 903 amino acids. The record is from RefSeq and is a predicted model, not a curated record. Gene Ontology annotation, biological process: immune response; inflammatory response; toll-like receptor signaling pathway. Gene Ontology annotation, molecular function: transmembrane signaling receptor activity; protein binding. Gene Ontology annotation, cellular component: membrane.
UUAAGAAAGAGGAAUUGUUCCUUUUGUAAAGGUUAUUUUCUCCUAACACGUGAAGUUUAUUUGGUUUCAAAAAAAGAGGUCUGAGUUGUCAUUCCAUCUUGAAUCACUUAACCAGAUAUCUGAGUGGAAGCUGGGAAAAUAGACCGUCACUCAUCAAAAUGGAAUAAGCCGAAGAAACAUGAGUGAAUAUCUUAUGACUUCCACAUGUGACCGGAUGCUCCAGUCUUUAUCUACAUUUUCUGAGAUUGACUUGGGAGGGAAAAAGCUUUGAAAGGAAGGAAAAUAUGAAUCCAAUGAAACUCAUAUUAUUGCCCUUGUUCUGGCCUUGUUUCAGUGCCAACUGUGCAGGCACUACAAAUGCACGCAAGUCAACUUGCAUGAUUAAGAAUGCCAAAGCAGACUGUAGUCACAUGAAUCUGGAUGCAAUUCCAACGGACUUACCUGCAAAUAUUACCGCACUGGAUUUAUCUCACAACAGACUUAAAACUCUGUCUUCCCUACAUAUGUACACAAAUCUGGUGAAUAUAGAUGCGAGCUACAACUCUUUAGCGGGCAUAGAAAAGGAUCUUUGUCUUUCUCUGCCGCAUCUGCAAUAUCUUAAUGUGCAACACAAUCAAGUGUAUUUGAUAAGCGAGAAAGACCUGAAAAACUGUUCUCAUUUGACAUGGCUUGACCUGUCUGACAAUAAGCUGAAGCUACAAGGGGAGCCCUUCUCUCUCUUAAAGAAUUUAACAUGGUUGGAUGUGUCCCGAAACAAACUGACAUCUGCUAAUCUGGGCACACAACCUCAGCUGCCAAACCUGGUGACCCUGGUUCUCUCUGGAAAUAACAUUAACAUACUGCAAAAGAAUGACUUCUCAUUUCUCAGUAAUUCUUCUUCAUUUCGGGUUCUGAUUCUCUCAUCUCUGAUUCUUAAAAAGGUGGAGAAUGGCUGUUUCAAGGCUAUUGAUACACUGUCUGACUUGGUGUUGGAUAGCAGCAAGCUCACCUCUCAGUUUACCACCAGUCUUUUUGAAGAACUUGCUGACACAGCCUUGCGAAACCUUUCUCUUAGGAACACUGAGCAGGUGACACUGUCAAACACAACUUUCCAAGGUCUAGAGAAGACUAAGAUCACAAGUCUGGACCUCAGUGAAAACAGAAUUUCAAAGAUUGUAGAUGGUGCCUUUCAGUGGUUGCCCCAACUGGAAUUUUUGUCUCUGGAGCAUAACACAAUUAGACACCUAACUAGAGACUCAUUCAGUGGACUAGGAAACCUAAGGCAGCUCAACCUGCGGAAAGCACUAAUUAAAAGUCAUGCAUCCUUACCAGUUAUAGAUGACUUUUCCUUCCAACAUCUAGUCCAGUUGGAACAUUUGUCCAUGGCAAAUACUGCCUUCCGAGAGUUAACUGAACAAAUCUUUUCUGGACUUCUGAACCUGAAGACAUUGGAUUUGAGUUGGAGCAUCACAGGGUUAAAGACAAUCACAAAUAGAACCUUUGCUGGUCUGCAAGAAUCUCCACUCCUUCAGACUCUUAAUCUUACAGGCAUGGGCAUUAACAAGUUGGAGCCUGGUGCCUUCUCAAGUUUAGGAAAUCUUAGCAACCUCCUAAUGAGUCGCAAUUUUAUCAAUCAGCAGUUACAAGGGAAUGAGUUCAAAGGCCUCUCUAACAUUAAAGAGAUUGACAUGUCUAUAAACCAACAAAGUAUUUCCCUCACCAAUGCAUCAUUUGUUCAUGUUUCCUCAUUGAGGACCCUAAAGCUAGGCCGUGCUUUAAAAGGGACCUUAGAUAUGGAACCAUCUCCUUUCAGGCCACUUGUCAACCUCACAAUCCUAGAUCUCAGUAAUAAUAAUAUUGCAAACAUAAAUGCUGACUUGUUGGAAGGUCUGUAUAAUCUAAAAGUGGUGAAAAUGCAGCACAACAACUUGGCUAGAUUGUGGAAAAUGGCAAAUCCUGGUGGUCCAGUGCUGUUUCUGAAGGAUGCUACAAAUCUGUCGUAUCUGAAUCUGGAUUACAAUGGCAUCGAUGAGAUUCCACCUACUGCUUUACAUGGCUUCUCUGAGUUGCAUGAACUAAGUCUGCGUGGCAAUCUCUUGGAUAAGUUGCAUGCCUCUGUUUUUGAUGACCUAAAUUCUUUAAAAUAUUUGCAUCUUCAAAAGAACCUUAUUACAUCUGUCCAAAGUGUUACGUUUGGCGUGCCACUGUCCAAACUGAAAGAACUUUACAUGGACCACAACCCAUUUGACUGCACCUGUGAGAGCAUCCUGUGGUUCUCUGAAUGGCUGAACUCCACCAACACCAGUGUUCCAGGAUUUCCUCAAAGUUAUAUCUGCAAUACCCCCAAUGCCUACUUUAAUCACUCUGUAAUGAACUUUGAUCCAUUGUCCUGCAAGGACAUGACACCUUUUAAGGCGCUGUACAUUUUGAGUAGCACGGCAGUGUUACUGUUGCUGUUUAUAUCUCUUCUGGUACACUUCCAGGGAUGGAGAAUUCAGUUCUACUGGAGUAUAAUGGCAAACCGUAUGUUGGGGUCACUGAAGGAUGCAAAAGUUACCGAAGGUAGAUUUAAAUUUGAUGCUUAUAUCAUCCACGCUGGUGAAGAUAAAUCAUGGGUGGAACGAAGCUUGCUCCCUCUAGAGGACAACGAUAUAAAUUUUUUCUAUGAACAGAGAGAUUCUACACCUGGGCAUUCUCGUCUUGAGACAAUUGUUGAUAACAUGGUACACUCCAGGAAGAUAAUUUUUAUUAUAACAGAAAUGCUUUUAAAGGAUCCAUGGUGUAGGCAAUUCAAAGCCCAUCAUGCGCUACAUCAAGUAAUGGAGGAUAACCGCGACUCGCUGAUCCUGAUUUUCUUGGAAGAUGUAACUGAUUACAAUCUGAAUCGCUCUCUACAUCUUCGUCGUGGCAUGUUGAAGCCUAAAUGUGUCCUCUACUGGCCUUUACACAGGGAACGUAUCCCAGCAUUUCAUCAGAAACUCCGCUCAGCAUUAGCCUCUACCAACAAGGUCAACUAGAAUUUUUUUUUUCAAUCAGCAGUGCUGUAUAUUUUAUGCUUUUAGCCUGUCAAAUUAAGCAAAUUGAUAAACAGACUUCCAUGAUACUGAGCGUUUCACUACUUUAUCCUCUUUUGUGGUCACAAUUGCAUAAUCUUAUUGGAAGUACAAACAAGAUACUUUUGAAGACAAAAGCCAACUGCCCUGUAAAUAGCGUAGUUCACAAAACAACAACAACAACAACUUAAAAUUCUUAAAAACUGCUUGCAAUGUUUUGUGAACAAUUGGUUUUUGUAACUUGGAAUCUGGGGAUCAAGGUACAGUGAAUUGUACUUCAUUAGUUUUCUGGGAAAAGUUCUGUUGCCUCCAAAGGGCAGAAAAAUAAUAGGAAAUGUGCUCAUCUUCAUCCAGUUUAAAAGUUUUCACGGUUCUUAAUGCUUUUUUCCACAUUUUCUGUAAUGCUGCAAGUGGUUCACAAACUUUUCAGCAGCAAUGUACAGUAUAUUUUUAUUAUUCCAUUAAAAUAUUGAAGGGACUAUUUUUGUUUCCCAAACAAAAUCAAGUGAAGUAACCAAGUCUGUCUUUUAAACCAGUAUUUACUGUAUGCUAAACCAUGUCAAUGUCUGCACUAAGAAAGCAGUUUACUUAUGUUAGAAUGCUAACCAGCUAAAUUGUACAAGGCAGCCACCCAGUGGUCGUUUCUUAAAAAUAAAUCCACCCUGCCUCCCUUAGUUCACUGAAUAUUUCUUACCAUAUACGAUUCAUACAAAAUUUAUUAUAAGAACAUGCUGUAAAGCAGUGGUUUUCAAGCUUUAAGAGUGAUCUUUUUAUUUUUUACAUUGAUGACCAUAAUGUACAUUUGUACAUAAUGUACAUCCAAAAAUGUACAUUUAUCAUAUUGCUAUCAACUAUUAAACUCAUAAUCUUGUAAUAACUGA